AUGACAGCUUCAAUUCCAAACGAUGCCGAUCUUCUAGAAGGAGCCGAUAAGGAGUUAAUAGGUUCGGGACCGUUCGAACGUAACUGGCGUGGUAUUAUCAUUGCUCUACUAGUUAUCGCUGUCAUGUGCUCAUUUAUUGUAGCCACUGCACUCCUUAUCACUCCAACCAGUCCUGCUAGAACGAGUAAAGGGACACCGUUAACGUUAACAGAUAUUUUGCAUAAUACGUUACUGAGUCCAAUAGAGACAAUCGACUGGAUGGACAAUGAUCGCAUUAUGCUUAGAGCAGUAGAUUUCGUCAGAAUAGUCAACACUUCUUCAUUCCCGAUCACUUCCGAUCUUUACACCAAGGAUGACAUCCUGGGUAGACAAGGACAUAUUAAUCAGCUUGUUUUCUCACAUGAUUCUUCCUACAUCGCUCUCUCGUAUGAUGAUAAAAUGAAUGGUAACAGUAUGAAUUAUUUAAUUUAUUCUAUGCAGUCGGAAACAUUUGCAUCAGUUGGACCGCUAGGAACGGGUGAUGAGUUAUUGCAAUUAUUUGUUUGGAAUCCAACGUCGAAUGAUUUUGCAUUUGUACAUCAAAAUGAUAUUUAUUACGGCAAGGGACCUGAUGAUAACGAUAUAUAUCGGAUUACUCGAGACAACGAUACAUUGGUGUAUAAUGGUGUUGCGGACUGGAUUUAUGAGGAAGAAAUUUUCAACAGCAAUGUAGGUUUGUGGUGGUCAAAAUCAGGACAGUAUUUGGCUUUCAUCAGAAUUGAUGACCGUAGAGUCUCCUUAAUACAGUAUCCAUCAUUCGCACAGCAGCAGUAUCCGACAAUGAACAAAAUACCAUACCCAAAAACAGGUGUCAAAUAUUUACCUGAAAUUACUAUCAAUAUUUGGAAUAAGGAAAGUAAAAUAUCUCGAGAAAUGGAUAUUAUUCUUGGACACAAAAGUUUAUCGACUUACUUAUUCGCAGCCUCCUGGAUAUCACUCUUUAAUGAAGAUCUUUUGAUGGCUGUAUUUGCUAACAGAUAUCAAAAUGUUAUAUCGAUUACAAUUUGUACUUUCGACUCCGGAAAAUGUGUCCUGAAUUUCAACCAACACUACGUUAUUGCCGGACAUAAAUUGUGGGCUGAACCGGAAAGUUUCCGUAUCCGUCAUUUUUCAAACGAUUCGUAUUUUGUUAGUCUACCUGGAUAUAGUACAUCCGGUGAAAUAUUCACUCAAAUUGCUCGAAUAACUGUGUCCAAAAAUUACACAAAUGGGAAAGCAGUCUUUCUUACAUGGAGUGAUUAUGAUGUAACAUCAAUUAUUGGCUAUAAUCAGAAGGCGAAACUUGUGUACUUUAUGGCUGCCUCACCACUUCCAUCGCAAAGGCAUAUGUAUGUAACUUCAUAUUACGUGACGAGGAAUAGCAAUUCAACAAAAUGUGUGACAUGUGGUAUUGCACCAGAUUGUACAUUCCAAGACGUGAUAUUUUCGAGUGACAUAGACAAGUAUAUCCUGAGUUGUCGCGGUCCAGGCAUACCUCGAACAUAUUUUUUAUCCAUUUCCUCUAACAACUCAUUAAUCGAAGAAUUGACAGAAUGGAAGAAACUGGAACAGAAAUAUAAUGAAAAAGCUCUCGCUACAACACGAUAUGAUAAUAUUACUUUACAUAAUGGAUAUGUAGCAAUCGUGAAGAUGUUGUUACCACCAGGUUUUGAUCAAACAAUAGUCGAUGUCAAAUAUCCAGUUAUUGUUUCCGUAUAUACCGGGCCAGGUUCACAAAAGGUUACUGAAGAGAUAAGGCCGAAUACAUUGGAUAUGUUUCUAGCAUCUAAUGCAAAAUAUGUUGUCAUCUACAUCGAUGGACGUGGAUCCGGCAUGAGAGGAUGGAAAUAUAAAGAACCGAUAUAUGGCCAUUUAGGAACGGUGGAAAUUGAUGAUCAAAUUGAGGCAGUAAAGAUCUUAGCUUCUAAAUAUCGAUUUGUUAAUUCGAAGCAUAUUGCAAUCUGGGGAUGGUCAUAUGGCGGAUUUGUCUCAGCGCAUGUGAUUGAACGUGACACAAGUCAUUUAUUCAAAUGUGCUGUGAGUAUUGCACCUGUUACAGAUUUUAAGCUGUAUGAUGCUACCUACACGGAACGUUAUAUGGGUGAUGCAAGUGCACUUGCAUAUGAACGAACUAAUCUUGUCAGAAAUGUUAGCAUGUUUAAAGAAGUACAGUUUCUACUGGCACAUGGAAUGUCUGAUGAUAACGUUCAUCUGCAGAAUUCUGCACAACUAAUACGAGCAUUGGCUGAGGAGAAUAUACAAUUCCAACUUAUGAUAUAUCCAGAUGGAAGUCACAGCCUUGUUUGGGCUCGUCUACAUCUAUUCACGAUGAUAACGAAAUUUUUUGAGAAAUGCUUUCGACAUUGA
Cercopithifilaria johnstoni is the source of this 2385-nucleotide messenger RNA. Lineage: Eukaryota; Metazoa; Nematoda; Chromadorea; Rhabditida; Onchocercidae. The record is from the annotation of a GenBank genome assembly.